UAAAUAUUAAAUUAUUCGUUAGUAUACGUUAAAUUACAAGUGUAAAAUUUUGAAUUUUCCAGUAUGAAAUGAAUUUUAUAUUUGAAGUUUUACUACUUUUUCGACAACUAGUAGAAAAUUUACUUCAAUUUGAUAUUAACACUCCAGAUGAUCUUUAUAAACUUUUUAUGUUUUGCCAUUUAAUAUCGUGGUCAAUCAUUUUGUGGCAGUUACGAGUAUAUGGAGAUGGAGAUUAAGUACCAAAACCAUCAAUUAUUUCUAAUUUAAAUUUUGUGGCUUUAUGUAAUUGCAGAAUUUGUUUUGUUGACCACUUUGUAGCUAAAGUUACAGCAGCAUUUAUAUAAACACUACAAGUUUAAAACUUUGAACCUGGCGGGAGUUAUAGAACGUAAAAAAUGAUGUAAACAAUAACAAUAAGUGUAUGAAUAUAAUGUAAAUAUUUGUCAUAAUGAAAGAAAAAUACAGUGAUGUGAAUUAUUUGGAAAAUUUAAUAUUAGAGUUAUCAUGAGUGAGCAUUACAUAUCUUCCGUUCAUAUUGAAAAAUUAGGUCAUCAAAUUGAAGAAAUACGAAUUAGAGCCUUAGAAAAUAUAAUUUCCAAACUUAAUCAUGGUUUUAUUUAUGACAAUGAUCUCGCCAGAAGCAAAGAAAUCCUUUUUAAACUUUUUCAAUGGUUUACUUUUGAACCUGUUAAUAAUGAACUAGAUGUUUUAAAGCUUAUAAAAAGGAUCCUUGAAACAGAUAGCGGCACCACUCUUGCCAAACACUAUGGUGUUAACAAGUUAAUUACAGAAUUGAAAAAAAUUAAGUCAGUCAUUCAAUUAAGAAAUUACAGCCUAAUCGAUAGCAUUAUUGAUCAUGUGAAUUCAACAGUUCAACAAGAAAAUGAGAAUGAGAAAAUUGGACAGGUUCCACCCUUAAUAAGUAAUGUACCCCUUAGUUAUAGAUCAGAAGAUGGAAGUGUAUAUCAAGAAACAGAUCAUAACAUUGGUAACAUUGCAACUCCAAUUACAGGCAUUGUUUUUCAAGAAGGAACUUCGUCACUAAAUGGGGAUGCACAUAAUCCAAUAAUAAACAAUGGAUCAAUUGAUGAAAAUGAAGAAUUAGAAUCUAAUAAAAACAAAGCCAAUGAUCAUUGUAAGGAACCAUUAAUUUUCAUAGGGUGGAUUCCUUUAGUGAAUUCAGAUAGGCAUGUUUUGUCAUCUGUAGAAGAAUCUUUACAAAAUCCAUCUGACCCUUCAGUCUUAUUACAUACUUGUGACUUUUUUAAAGAUGUUAUGUUGCAAGAUUUUCCACCAGAAGUGUUUCUUCAAAGACCAGUAAUAGUUUCUCGUUUUUUGGUGUAUAUAAAGAAAACUACCUCUAGUCGAUUUCAAAUAGCAAUUUUGAAUUGUUUCUACAAAUUAAUAAGCAACAUGAUUACUAGAAUUGAAUUGUUAAGCGAUCCAAAUACGUUUACAUUAAAACAUACCGAGGCGUUGGAAAUUGGAAAAUUUGUACCUGAUCCUGACAAAUAUUCUUCAUAUACUGCGAGUAUUAUUACUGAUUCUACAUCGGAUAAUGAAUGUGUUAUUGAAGAUAAUGUUAAUAGUGUUAAUCAGUUCAAAGUUCCUGAUUUUUGUUGCGAUGUUCUAACCAGUUGUUUUGAAUUAACUAGGAAAUUUUCUGUAGAAUUAGAAGAAAAGGUUAACAAAACCAACAACUAUGCAAAAAUAUACAAAACUUUUUUUGUAAUAAAUAAAUCUAUUGAUUUAUUGAAUAUGUGCAUUUCUCCGGAAGUCUGGUAUCAAAAACAUGUCAAAAAUGUUGAAGAUGUACUUUUCAAACUAAACGAUGCUUUGGUUAAGUAUGGUGAAGCGUUGGAGUAUCUAAGGGUAGCAGUUGUAACUAAUGAAGAGGAUAAAAUUUUGAGAGUGAUGUAUUUACAUUUGCUCUGUAAUUGUAUAAAAAUGUUAAAUAAUGUAAUGCCUGACAAUGAAGUGGAACUUAUUUUGCCAAAUAGUCUAAAAACUGCUUUAGUGAAUAGCCUUUCAGAUGCCAUGCUUGCUCAACUUUAUCCUAAAGUUCAUAGUGCCGUAUUGCUAUAUGUACAGAAAUUUCAAGAUUCAUUCAAAUCGACAUCUGUGAGAAAAUAUAAAGAAGCUUCUUCAAUUUAUCGUUCGGUAACUGCUUCAAUAAAAUUCUUGAAACACUAUAAAGAUCUUUCAAUGCCAUUAGCAAUUGAUCUAGCAGAUGAAGGGGUCAGUUGUUUGGAUUUGCACAGAAAUAUGAAUUUUAUUAAAAAGUUCGUGUUUAUGUGUUCUCAAAAAAACCGCAUUAACGAAGAAGAGUUAAUGACAAAAGCACAAGGAAUAAUUUUGAAACUUCUUGCUUACAACGACGUCAAUAUACAGGAAGAAAUAUACAAAGCAUGUCAUAAGAUUGUUGUUAAAUGCGUUGGACCAAUUUUUACUACUUCAUCGGAACAUUUUCAAAUUGUCUUUCUUCUGAAUUGUGAUAUUUUUGCCGAAAUUUCUAUUUACGGAAUGAAUCACAACAAUAAGGAGAUUCAGAAAUAUGCCGAAGAAAUAUUAAUAUAUUUAUUGAAAAGCAAAAUGCUAGUAUCAGAAGAAAUUUGGAAUAAAAUAAUUGAAAUAUUUAUCGGCACUUUACCAGUUUUUAUUUGUCACGUUUGUAAGAGGAGUCCUUUGGGGAGGACUGUUCUGGGAAUGUUAGAUCCUGACACAGCUCAAACAUUAAAUAUUUCCAAAGUUAUAGUUUUAAAAACGAAUAUUGGUAUUCUAUUUACGAGAGACAGUUUAAUGAGGGAGGAAGUGAUAUCAAGAUUACUUUGGAUGCUUUCUAGUCAAACAAAUUCUAUCAAUUUAUUACCAAGACUUAGUUCUUUGACUGGUAGAAAUAUUAAUGCCAUUUGCCAAUUUCAACCCCGUUUUGACAUAAACAGAUGCUUCAGUUCAAGACAAUAUUAUCAGAAUGCCAAUAUUGUCCAAAUUUUGGAUAUCUUGAAAUCGAACGUUGCAGAACCUGUAAUAAAAAGGUCUGCUUUGACACAAAUAAGCGUCAUGUUAGAAGAACCUUUGUUGCAAAUCAAGUUUUUAGAUCACGAAGGUCUAAAACUUGUAUUAGAAAUUAUGGGGAAAGCUUUAAAUGAAAAGGAUCUUGAAACUUAUCCGGAUUGUGUUGUACCUGCUAUAACUAUACUUAAAAAUCUUUGCAUGUAUAGUUCGAGAGCUCGACAGGAACUUAAAAGCAAUAUCGACGCCUAUUUUUGUAUUUUAAGAGGUCUCUUUUCUUUCAAUUCUGAGGAGAAAGUUAGAGUCGAUGCCGGCACAUUGCUCUUUUUUCUAAUAUUUGGUGAUUAUGUAUUGGGGAAUCCUAAAAGUUACGAUAUUUCAAUUCCUCAUUUUUUCUUCGAAAAAUUAAGUAUUCCGUUCGAGUGUAAUAAACACUGGAAAAGUAGUAGUCACUCUAUUGAAGCUUUAGCUCCCGUGUUUUUUGGGGACAAGUGGAACCUUAAUUCCCUUAAAAUUUACUGGAAUGCUGAAUGGUAUGGAGGAAUUCACAAUAUUUUAAAGUGGGAAGAAUUGCCGUACAAUCGCUCCAAUUCCCUGGAGUUUAACUCAGUAUUAAUGCUUACAGAAACUGAUUUAAAGAUUUUAAAAAAUUCUAGUUUGUAUUUUUGUUUAAAAGAAUACCUUGGUGCAAUACAGGUUGACUCGACCCAUAAAACUAUUAUUAAUGACAUCAAUUUGUUGAUUUGUUGUUUGACUCCUUUUGUCACCAGUUACGAUUUAUUAGAUUUUGAUUACAUCGAAUUUUCGAUAUUGCCGUGGGAGGGUACGUUAGGUCAUUUCUUAAACAUACCUCCAGCCAAUGGUGGAGACAUAUUCUUGCUCACUGCCUUAUUUAAAUGUUUACAAGUAUUAAUACCAUUAUAUAAAGGAUCAGCACACUGCUGGAUAGUUUCGAUUCUGAAAGACGAAUGUCAUUGUUUGCCAAACAUAUUAAAAGAUAAUGUUCAGGAUGAUACUCAUGGAAAAAUUUUACACCAAGAACUUUUGAAUUUGAUAACUGUGUGCGUUUGCCAAGAAAACAGAUCGAUUCUAAAGGAAAAGCAAAAAUCAGAUGAAGAAGCUCAGAAAAACUGGAAUUAUGUCAUUAAAAUAAUCACUGAAAGUUUAAAGGCUGGUCAAACGCAAUAUUUUUACAAUUUGGCAUUUUUGGAUUGUCAGCUGUCUUGUUUGGUCCACUUAACUGGAUCUGUUGAAUGGGGUAGAAGUAAAGAAUACCCAAAAGAGUUCCUAGCAAGUUUAGUAAGAGUUAUUUUGGAUUUAGUUACUGCUUUUCAUGAAGGCAAAGGUCAAACUGCGGCCUUGUCUCUGAUGGGAAUUGGCAUAAUUAGGCAUUCUGUUUUAAUAUUAAACCACCUCCUUGUUGAACUGCAAAGUCAAAAUAUUAAGGGCUGGGAAACAUAUUAUAUAGGUGAAAGCUUUGAUGACGAAAGCAACUGUUUGAAAAAGAUAUUUUCUCUUAGAGAUUGUAGGGAUGUUGUAUUAAGAGCUGCCGCUUUGCAAAUUUUAGCAGGGCUGUCCAUGAUGCCAAGAGCUGCUGCAGAACUCAAUAAAGAGUUGUGGAUGGCAAACAACUAUGGUCUGUGGCAGAGCACAUUGGGGAUUUUAUUGAAUCAUGACGAAGCAACGAUUGUUAGAGAAAGUGCAGGAAAUUUGCUCUCAAACCUUGCAGGUCACAUUGCUACCAACAAUACUAAAGAUGCUUUGGUCACCAUCUAUCUCACGCAAACAAAAAUUAAAAAGGAAAUUAAUUGUUCGUCUGCUGUAUUUUUAUUGGUCGAAGAGUUUAAAUUAUUUAAAGAAAUACAAGAGUUUCUGACAUAUAUUUUAGAAGAAAAUUUGAGAGAAAAACGAAGAUGCUGCGCUGGUGUGUUUUUAUAUGUAAGAGCUAACAGCAAAAAAAGUUUGAGUCAGAUAAAAAAUAUUUCAAGUGAAUCUGGUAGCAGUAGCAGCUCGAGUGCUUCUUUAAAUAAGGAUGACAUGCAAUCUGUUCCUAAAUCCCCUGGUUUUGUGCGAUACUUAGCGAGUUUGGUUCAAAACUNUUGCUAUUACUGUAAAUCUGGUGUGUUUUUAUAUGUAAGAGCUAACAGCAAAAAAAGUUUGAGUCAGAUAAAAAAUAUUUCAAGUGAAUCUGGUAGCAGUAGCAGCUCGAGUGCUUCUUUAAAUAAGGAUGACAUGCAAUCUGUUCCUAAAUCCCCUGGUUUUGUGCGAUACUUAGCGAGUUUGGUUCAAAACUUAUUAGUGCUAGAUCCAGAUAUUGUAGUUUCUCAACUGCAACAGUUUGAACUUCUACCACUGUUUUUUCGGUGCAUUUGUAAUCCCACUAUGGAAAUAAAUUCUACAAAAGAUUUAGUAUAUUAUUGUGAACUGGUGGAGAUGAACAUUUCAAUUUGUUCUUUACUUACAAAAGCCGUUGAGAGCAAUUCAAACUGCAUCUACUCGCUUAUUAAUAGCAGAGACUGUCUACAUUUUUUGUUAGGACUUUUAAACACGGCCAUAUAUUAUACAUAUCUGCCCCAUCUACUAUUCCUUCGCAAUCAAAUGUGGAAAGAAAUAUUUACUCUUAUUAGGACGGUGUUGAACACCGCUCUAGAAAAUAAAGAAAAAAACGAAAAUGCAGCUAUUAUUUCUGAAAAUAUACACAACAUUAUUAGUUCAUUACUCAUCGAGGGUGAAAAUAAGGAGUUUCUGGAAACUGUUUCAGAGGCCAUUCUUUCAGACCAUUCAGUAGAUUUACAAAAUUCUGCCCUUACUUCGUUGACGUCGCUUCUUCAGGUCGACGUGUUAACCCCAGUAUCGUCUUCAGUUUCGUGGGGUUGUCUAUUAGAUUCGGUUAAGACUUCCAGGACGCAAAUAAUUGAAACAGAACUUGUUGUUCACGACCUAGAAAAUAUCGAACCCCUUAACUCUGCAAAAUCGAACAAUAAGAAAAGCACUGUCGAAUUACUGUGGAGUAAAAAUAAAAGACCAAAACGACCUGAUAAAGAAAAACAUAAUUUGCUCCAGAACCUUUACUUCCGAAACAUUCCAGAUGAAGUUGGUUCCACCACUUCGUCAUUUUCCGAUGACGGUAAAGUGUCAGUUUUGGAAAAAUGCGAAACUACAGUUGCAGGUAGUGAAUUGUGCAGAAUUCUUGUUUAUCUGUAUAGAGUUAGCAGUAUAGAUAACAAGAACAUUGUAAGAAAAAUGAACACCAUACAUUCCUUGACAAAUUUGUUGUGCGUGUCUCAAGAAGCAAAGAAACAGGCUGUGGAAGACUCCUUCCUACAAAUUGUCAUCUUUCAUUUGAAGGAGUUGCAUAUUAAGUUAAGUUUAGAGUCGGUCGAUUAUUUACGAACCACUGCAAAAAAGAAGAAAACACUUCCGGCUCUAAAAGAAGUUGAAGCUCUUAUUGGUUUACUGACCAAUUUUAUGUAUGGGUGCGAAAACGUAAAAAUUUUGGCGUCAAAUCUUGCCCUUGCUGAUUUGACUCAUAAGUUCUGGUUAUGGUUUACUAUACAGAAAAGGUUACUGUUGGCAGGACUUAAAAUGCUUUGUACAUUCACUGCAGACUGCGAAACAGCCUGUUGCACAUUACCGUUUACAAGUUCGGCAGCAGGGUCGGGACCUAGAAAAUCCCAGAGCAACACAUCCUUACUAAAUGAAGUGCUAACUUUAAUAACUAGAGAAAUGGAACAAAUUAGUAGAACUCACGAUCUUCAUGUGUUAGAACUGUGUUUACAUCUGUUACAGAAUUGCUGUAUUUCUUCAGAAUGUAGACAAACUAUUAACAAGAGCAACAUUUAUCAAAGCAUUUCUCGCUUGCAUCCGUCCCUGACCAAAGGUCAAAGACCGUGGGAUCGGGUCGAAUUGUUGUGGAUGCGAUUUUUACAAACUUAUACGACAUACUAUGAAGGACAGACAAGUUUGACGAAAUCUCAAGACGCUUUUACAACCAUUUUAACCCUUGCUCAUGGUACUAGGUCACCAUACAGUCAUGAAGCUUUGUUAGUUCUUCAGAACAUCGCUUUUCAUUCGUUAAACAGACCGAAAUUAUUAAAUAGUGGCGAAUUUUUAAAUGUUCUUCAAGACAAAUUGUCAAAUGGUUCCAUGGAGGAUAAAACGGUUACAACCACUAUUUUAUGGGCUCUUUCAGCAAAUAAUCAGAGAGCAAAGUUAGUUUUUAAAUGUUCAGGUCUUAAUUUAUUGUUAAAAGAUUCAAUUAACCGCAUAAGUUUUACAUCGGAUGCGAAUGUUGAUGUUGAAAGUUUAAAAAAAAUGAAGUAUGUUUAUGAUAUUUUAAAGGACGAUUAGCAUGACAUCGUCUGGUACUAAUUUAUUAUUUUUCAAAUGUAUUUUUUUAAUUGUAAUUUUAAUAUAAUUUCUAUUUUUG
This is a messenger RNA of Agrilus planipennis (emerald ash borer), 7441 nucleotides long. Its product is annotated as rotatin-like. Gene Ontology annotation, cellular component: centriole; ciliary basal body; centrosome. The record is from RefSeq and is a predicted model, not a curated record. The transcript is spliced from 29 exons. NCBI's taxonomy places the organism in Eukaryota, Metazoa, Arthropoda, Insecta, Coleoptera, Buprestidae. Gene Ontology annotation, biological process: centriole replication; centriole-centriole cohesion; ciliary basal body organization. The coding region runs from base 505 to 7362 and encodes 2285 amino acids.